CACCCCCCGCAGCAGCAGCAGCAGCAGCAGCAGCAGCAGCAGCAGCAGCGGGAGUUGCGUGUGGACGCAGGCCCUUGGACUUCUCGGCGAUAAACCUGGCGCAGAACGCAACGAACUUGUACUGGAACUUGAGCCGCUUCGACAAGGGGGGCUGCGUGGAAGCAGCACUUCAAGCUUUGUGUCCGUCUUGCGUGUCUGCGUUGAAGCGGCGGCGGCAGUGCAGCAGCAGCAGCAGCAGCAGCAGCAGCAGCAGCAGCGGCGGCGAGCGCGCGGGGAAGCGCGCGCGCGCCGCGCAGCAGCUGCAGCUGCGCAGGCAGCACGAGGCCAACCGCUUCUUCGAGUUCAUGCAGGCGGAGUUUUUGAGAAGAAGUGAAAAACUGAAAAAGAGAAAAGAACAAUUAAAAGAAGUUUUGAAACAAAACAAAAAAACCCGCAUGCAAGGAGUUCCUGACGGCGACGGCGACGCCCUCGUCGACGCCUUCAUCGACCGCGAAACGGGACUCUUCAAGCGGGCCUUUUCGCUGGUCUCGGGCCCUCAGCGGCGUUUGCUAUACAUUUAUUGUCUUCGCCAAAACCACCACGCGAAUGUGCGUCUGGCGAAGGUCCCGGGCAAGGGGCGUGCAGUGUUCGCUGCAGAUCUCAUCUCCAAAGACGACUUUGUUUUGGAAUAUAAAGGAGAACUUUGUUCUGAAAGAGAAGCCAGAGAAAGAGACAUUCGCUACGACAGGUCUCGCUGUUCCAAGGGGAGCUUUAUGUUUUAUUUUAAAUAUAAAGAUAGACAAAUGAGCAUCGACGCCACAGAUGAGAGACUGGAGUUCGGCCCCGCCCGCCUCAUCAACCACUCCAGGAAAAACCCUAAUCUCAAGCCCAAGGCGGAGGCUCUCGACGGAGACUCCAACGACUUGCGGCUUUUCUUCGUGGCUCUCAGAGACAUCCACGAGGGUGAGGAGCUGCUGGUGGACUACGGCGAAAGAGACCCAGAGGCCCUAAAGCAGAAUCCGUGGCUCAACGAGUAG
This is a messenger RNA of Eimeria tenella, 1016 nucleotides long. Its product is annotated as SET domain-containing protein, related. The record is from RefSeq and is a predicted model, not a curated record. Gene Ontology annotation, molecular function: protein binding. NCBI's taxonomy places the organism in Eukaryota, Apicomplexa, Conoidasida, Eucoccidiorida, Eimeriidae. The transcript has 6 exons. The annotation marks the transcript as partial.